This is a messenger RNA of Dunckerocampus dactyliophorus (ringed pipefish), 1381 nucleotides long. RefSeq names its product malate dehydrogenase, cytoplasmic-like. Gene Ontology annotation, cellular component: mitochondrion; cytosol. Gene Ontology annotation, biological process: malate metabolic process; tricarboxylic acid cycle; oxaloacetate metabolic process. Bases 95 to 1147 code for a protein of 350 amino acids. The transcript is spliced from 9 exons. The record is from RefSeq and is a predicted model, not a curated record. Gene Ontology annotation, molecular function: L-malate dehydrogenase (NAD+) activity. NCBI's taxonomy places the organism in Eukaryota, Metazoa, Chordata, Actinopteri, Syngnathiformes, Syngnathidae.
GCAUCACUGCGGCGGGACCUGUUCGCGCAUGCGCGUCUCUGCCUGUCUCGUUCUGUCUCUGCGUUGGACGUGAAUGAAGGACGAGGAGUGAAGCAUGUUGACGGUGCUGACCUCCAUGUACCUGGUGGCGCGGACCUUUUCCUCGCAGGCUGACCCGAUCCGCGUGGUGGUGACUGGUGCUGCAGGGCAGAUCGCCUACUCUCUGCUCUACAGCAUAGCUAAAGGAGAUGUGUUUGGAAAGGAUCAGCCCAUCACCCUGGUCCUGCUGGACAUCCCGCCCAUGCUGCCCGUGCUGGACGGCGUCGUCAUGGAGCUGCAGGACUGUGCCCUCCCACUGCUGAGGGAGGUCAUCCCCACUGACAAAGUGGAGGUGGCCUUCAAGGACAUUGAUGCUGCCAUCUUGGUGGGCUCCAUGCCCAGGAAGGAGGGCAUGGAGAGGAAGGACCUCCUGAAGGCCAACGUGGCCAUCUUCAAGACGCAGGGCGCCGCUCUGGACAAGUUCGCCAAGAAGACCGUCAAGGUUCUGGUGGUGGGAAACCCAGCCAACACCAACUGCCUCAUCGCCUCCAAGUCGGCUCCAUCCAUCCCUAAAGAGAACUUCUCUUGCCUGACCCGACUGGACCAUAACCGAGCCUCUUCUCAGGUGGCGAUACGUUGCGGUGUGCCCUCUGACAAGGUGAAAAACGUCAUAAUCUGGGGGAACCACUCGUCCACUCAGUACCCUGAUGUCCACCACGCCAAGGUGGACCUGCACGGCUCCCAGAUGGCGGCCUACGACUGCGUAAAGGACGAUGCCUGGCUCAGAGGAGAUUUCAUCUCUACAGUGCAGCAGCGCGGCGCCGCUGUCAUCAAGGCUAGGAAGUUGUCCAGCGCCAUGUCUGCUGCCAAGGCCAUCUGCGACCACAUGAGGGACAUCUGGUUUGGCACCAAGGAGGGUGAGUUUGUGUCCAUGGGCGUACACGCUGGAGCAAACCCUUACGGUAUUCCAGAAGACCUCAUCUACUCCUUCCCUGUCCAGAUCAAAAACAAGACCUGGAAAGUGGUCGAAGGCCUCGCCAUCAAUGACUUUUCCCGGGCCAAGAUGGACGCCACGGCAGCGGAGCUGGUGGAGGAGCGAGACACCGCACUGGACUUCCUUUCCCAGUGACUGGCACCCCCUGCUGGCCAGCAGCAGCAGCAUGUCCAUCUCUUGAAGGCUGGAUGCUGCUCUCGGCUGUGAAGACCAAGCCCGCCACGCGUGUUCCUUCCCACAUACAAAGUGUGUGUGUCCGUGUGUAUGUGUUGGCCUGUUAUCAUAACCUGGCCGCCAAUAGGCGUUCAUGUUGGUAGAAGCGCUCACAAGCUGUCCACAACGAUCCAAUAAUAAAACAAUGAAACUAAA